Messenger RNA from Rhinocladiella mackenziei CBS 650.93, 1008 nucleotides. RefSeq lists its product as uncharacterized. Gene Ontology annotation, cellular component: small-subunit processome; nucleolus. The coding region runs from base 1 to 1008 and encodes 335 amino acids. The transcript has a single exon. The record is from RefSeq and is a predicted model, not a curated record. NCBI's taxonomy places the organism in Eukaryota, Fungi, Ascomycota, Eurotiomycetes, Chaetothyriales, Herpotrichiellaceae. Gene Ontology annotation, molecular function: small ribosomal subunit rRNA binding.
AUGCGUGCCCGACGCAGUAAGAAAUACCGCAAAAUCAUGUCCACAUACCAAAUGAGCUUCUCCUUCCGAGAACCCUACCAGGUCCUUGUGGACGGAAACUUCCUCAAGGCCUGCCAUACCUUUCACAUGCCAUUACAAAAGUACCUGGAAAACACACUGCACGGGCAAUGUCGAAUAUUUGUGACGCGAUGUACAUUGGGCAAGAUCAUGCGGGAAUGGGAGAAGGAAAAGGAAAAGCAGGACGGUGGCGAUACACAGAAGAGAGCUAGUAAAGGCCCAGGCCGGCCGGAGUUCCUCCCUCCGCCGACCGAAUUGCCAUUGCGGCAUUGCAAGCACAAGAACGACGCGGGCGAGGAUAUUGGUGUGAUCUCUGAAGCACGGUGUCUUCUCGACCUGCUUGCGGGCCAACCGCAUGGAAACGAACAGGCGAAAAAUAAACAGCACUAUAUUCUCGCGACAGCGGAAGCGGAUGAGCGUGAGCGCAAAGGGAAAGGAUUCAUCGAUGUGAGGGAGCGCGCGCGAAUUAUCCCAGGCGUGCCAAUUGUGUACGUCAAGAGGAGUGUGAUGAUACUGGAGGAAAUGAGCGGUGUUACUGAGGCAGUCAGACGAAAGAAGGAGAAGGAGAAAUUCGGCGAAGGACUCCGAGGGGUGGGAUUAGGGGUUAAGAGAAAGAGAGACGACAACGACGACGAAAGUGAUGAAGACGAAAAAGGGCUGUUCGAUCUGGUGGAAAAUAAAUCCGCACAGCCGAAGAUAAGAGGGCUGAAGAAAGCGAAAGGACCCAAUCCGUUGAGCGUGUUGAAGAAAAGGGUCAAGGCUCAAGGUCGGGGUCAACAACGGAAUGGUGAUAGCAGGGGAUCAGGGCAAGAGCAAGAUCAAGAGUCACGGCGAAAGAAGACGAGGAGGAAACGAGGGGUAAAGAAGUCUGCAGGAGACGAUGAUGGAGGAGGACCUGGUGGUGAACAGAAGUCCGAAGCUGGAGCGCCAGCUGGAGCCUCUGAAGCAUAG